Messenger RNA from Fundulus heteroclitus (mummichog), 882 nucleotides. RefSeq lists its product as uncharacterized. The record is from RefSeq and is a predicted model, not a curated record. Gene Ontology annotation, cellular component: membrane. NCBI's taxonomy places the organism in Eukaryota, Metazoa, Chordata, Actinopteri, Cyprinodontiformes, Fundulidae. The transcript has 6 exons. The coding region runs from base 75 to 659 and encodes 194 amino acids.
CUCCACCUCCGCUGCCUGUUUUGUGCAUUCCACAAAUUAUUUUCUUGUUGGGGUUUUUCUCGUGAACUGUUCAGAUGGGAACCAGGGACCAGGUCCUCUCUGUUCACCAGACCGGAGCCUCUCCUUCAAGUGACAUGGCUUCUGAAGGGAAAGAAUCUGCAAAAGAAGGCUGGCGGCAUCAUCUCUCCACCUGGUUUGAUAUUGAAAUUGCUGCGGUGGUGACCAUCCUACUAGGGAUUUUCCAGCUGCUGCUGUCUGCCUCACUUAUCCAGACGGAUCAAAUUAUGUCCCGGUUCUUCAUCCUGCCUUUUGUGUUAGGAACGGUCAUGAUAACCGGGGGAUCCUUUACAAUGGCUAACGAGAGGCAAUCGAGCAAUCUGCUGCUUCGUGGCUGUGCUUUCAGCAAUGUGCUUGGUCUACUGGGGUCACUGCUGGGCUUCUGCAUUUAUAGUUACACCCUCGCCAAUCCCAAUAAUAUAGGCUCAUGUCAGCCUUAUAACUACCAGCUCCAUGAUUUGUGUCCUGAGGAAAAACUAGCGGCUUACACCUGGAGCCUAAAUGUUCAACUGCUGCUCUAUGACGCUGCGGCUGUAGUUACAAGCUUCCUCUUGUCCUUCUGCGCCUUCAAAGCACUUAAACAGACCAACACACAAACCUAACACACCAUAUAUUAAGGUAUAGUAAGUGAACUGAAUAAUAACUGCAGAGUAUUGUUUCAGCAGAGUUUAUGACUGCAGUGCCUUAUGGCUGUAUUUCCUUCAUACAAAAUGUGUCCUGAUAUAUACCUGAUCCUUACAUAGAACACAUAAAGAUUGUCUUUUAUGUUCUUUGUAACUUUGUAAUAAAACUAUUAAAAGAAUGUAUUAUGUUCAUAUCCCUAAA